Dicentrarchus labrax (European seabass) is the source of this 2728-nucleotide messenger RNA. It is a transcript of the gene tmc8, whose product is annotated as transmembrane channel-like 8. The coding region runs from base 8 to 2434 and encodes 808 amino acids. Gene Ontology annotation, cellular component: plasma membrane. The record is from RefSeq and is a predicted model, not a curated record. Gene Ontology annotation, molecular function: mechanosensitive monoatomic ion channel activity. The transcript is spliced from 16 exons. Lineage: Eukaryota; Metazoa; Chordata; Actinopteri; Moronidae.
CAGUCUUAUGUGUGGACAGGCUUCACAUCUGCUCUACCUGCCACAAAGUGAGCCACACCAACAGGACUUAGAGGAACAACACUUACUCCAGAUCAGCCGCUCCGGAGUCAGAGUGGCAUCAAAAGUGAGGUGCAAAGUAGGGUAUUUUGAUUCAGUUUGCGGAAGUAACCUUUCACAGAAGCUUAAGUUGCUGCGUUGGUGGAGAUGUUUGCUGACUUUGGUUCUAUAUGAAGGAAGAAGGUUGGGGUUUGGACAUUUGUUAUUGAAGAGGAAGUGUAGGGAGAAAAAAAUGGAGGCGCACCCUACUGUCAACUUCAUGAGACUCCUGUCAGAGGAGAGCACCCAUUCCUCCCUGUCGUCCGACUCCUGCGAGUACUAUCAGACAGAGAUAUUUGAUCAGCUGCCCAGCAUACAGGCCAGCCGGCCCGACCAGAACACACAGGGUAAUUGGGAAACCCACCAGGGUGGCCCGGAGACAGGGGAGAGCCAUGGCCACCUGUCCAGAGGACAAAAAGACAAGGCAUCUACACAGCCGCUCAGGAACAUGGUCAUGUGUAUUCAGGGGAAGAGAGAUGCCAGGGACAGGAGGAAGAUGCAAAUCAGCAAUAUUGGUUUUUGGGAGUCCUGGAGGCGGAGCCAGAGCAUCAACAGGAAGAGGUUUUGGGCACAGAUGAGAGGAGCUCUAUUAGGCCUGUUGCCAUGGCAGCGCACUCUCCACGCCAUCGAAGGCCGGUUUGGAGUUGGCGUGAAGGCUUACUUUGUUUUCCUCAGAUAUCUGAUUUACUUAAACCUGCUCCACUGUGCUUUCAUUGGCGGUUUCAUUCUGGGGCCCACAGCAUUUUAUGGCAGGUGCAACAGCAGUGAACCUUUGAAGUUUGGAGGCAAUGACUCCGUUUUGGAUUUCUUCCUGGGAUCGGGCUACCUGGAUCGUUCUCCAGUCUUCUUUGGUUUCUAUACACGUGGUUCUCUAAAUUUACUGUGCUUGAAUACACCUCUGCUAUACCUGGCUGGAAUCCUCACCAUCCUCUUCCUCAGUCUCAUCAUGGUGGUCCGCAGAACGAUAGUUGGCUACAAGCACACCUGGAUGCUCGGGAAGCGUUACAGUAUGAAUGUGAGCUAUAAGAUCUUUUGUGGUUGGGACUUCACCAUCCAGGACCCUGCUUCUGCUACUCUCAAAUGCAGCUUCAUCAGAAACGACCUCAAGCUGUUCCUGGAGGAGCAGAGUUUCUCCCUGCGCAAGGCUCAGAGGACACUUGGACAGAAGGCGCGCCUCUACCUGCUCAGGUUUGUCCUCAACCUGCUCGUUCUGUCUCUGCUGGGCGGAGCCUUCUACCUUAUCUGCUUUGCCACGGAAUGGUCACAGUCUGAGAGUGGGCACCACUGGUUGGUCAGUCUGGUCCUCCAGUACCUCCCUCCCAUCACCAUCACUUUUGUCAACCUGGUGCUCCCUCACAUCUUCCGUAAGAUUUCAUCUUUUGAAGACUACUCUUUCACAACGCAGGUCAAUGUCACUCUUGUGAGGAGCAUCUUCUUGAAGCUGGCCUCACUGGGGAUCUACUUAUUCUUCUUCUUCAUCACAAUAGCAGAACAUCAGCAAUGCAGGGAGAACAAGAUUGGUAGAGAGAUGUACAAGCUGUGCAUCUUCAACUUUCUCGCCACUUUCUGCAAUGCCUUUCUCUUGAACUACCCAAGGAAGUUAGUGCAGGAGAAAUACCCCUCAUCCUUGCUGGCCCGGUUGUCAGGGAAACAGCGCUUUCUGAUCCCAUUCAACGUCUUGGACCUGGUGUACAGUCAGACAGUGUCCUGGGUGGGAGUCUUCUACUGCCCUCUGCUGCCUCUGAUAGGAACUGUCACACUGAUGGCCAUGUUCUACAUCAAAAAGUUCACGGUCCUGCGGUGCUGCGUGGCAGAGCAGAGGAUGUUUCGAGCCUCCAGCUCCUCCGUUUUAUUCCACUUCAUGUUGCUGCUGGGUCUCCUGAUGGCUUCAGUCACAAUUGGCUUCAACUUGUACCAGCAAGAAGUCACACAGAACAUAACGUCCUCCUGUGGUCCAUUUGGAAAUGGAGAAACUGUGUUUAAUGUGAUGGGUGUGUGUGUGGACAGUCUCCCGAGCUUGGCACAGUCCACUCUCCGCUAUCUGGCCUCUGAAGCCUUCGCCCUGCCACUCAUAUUAGCUGAGGUAAUAAUCUUAACCUCAUAUGUGUCACGAGGACGAGCCAAUCAGAAGGCCAUUGAGAGACUGAAAGACAUGCUGGUUAUGAGCAGCUCAGAUAAGCGUUUCCUGGUGAAACAACAUGCCACGAUGCUGAGACGGAAAAAAACACUCACAGACAGAGUCCGUUCUGCACCCAGCGAAGAGGACGCAAACCUCAAACCCCCCUCCACCCAAAGUCACCCAUCUGUCAGACCUGUCCAUUCACAGACUUCUGCGUAAAGAUAAAGCCUGGCCUGGGGGGUGGCUGAAAAAAAGAAAAUACUGAUAAACUCUCACUUUUCCAGUUACAUGAUGUACAAAGAUGAAAAAUGUAGUUGUGACAUUUUUCCCUCAACGGUCUUAAUUUUACCUUCAUAUGAUGCAUUUUCUUAAUCUUAGUCUUAUUAUUAUUUUGAAAAUAUUUUAUAUUGAUAUUUUCAGGAUCUUGUGAAUUUGUUUACUUGUAUUCAGUUAACUGUGAAUGUUUGCAUGCAUCCUGCUUAUUAAACUUUUGUGGUUUGUGCAUUUUUCAAA